Molecule: messenger RNA, 3294 nt
Organism: Drosophila elegans
Lineage: Eukaryota; Metazoa; Arthropoda; Insecta; Diptera; Drosophilidae
Gene: qua
Product: villin-like protein quail
Exons: 7
Coding region: 466-3141 (891 amino acids)
Biological process (GO): actin polymerization or depolymerization; barbed-end actin filament capping; cytoskeleton organization
Cellular component (GO): cytoplasm; actin cytoskeleton
Molecular function (GO): phosphatidylinositol-4,5-bisphosphate binding; actin filament binding
Source: RefSeq, a predicted model, not a curated record
GACCAGUCUGCAUUUGACUUUCUGGUGGCAAAGACGCGCUAGCAAAGAGUCUCGGGGAAAAAUCUGUGGGGAAAAACACGAGCCGCGAGAGUCGGAAAACCGAUCCUAAAACCGCAUCAAAUCGAAUCCAGCCUAGCAUUUGGCUUAACUUUCAAUUUUUCUUUAUUUCGGUUAAAUUUUUUGGCAAUUAUACACAGAAAUUUAAAAUUUUUCUAAUUUUGUACGUGAAAUUUCCAUUGGGCAUUCCGCUUUCAAUCGCGCUGCGUGUGUGUAAAGUUUGUGUGUGCGGCGACAUUCGCUUUUCAAAAGCGGUGGAAAAACUCGCAAGGAUUUCACUUUAGGCCGCGCUUGCUGCCGGCUUCCAUUUGGAAUUGCCAUCAGUUGGAGAGAAACAAAACUAGUUCAAGGCAUCGUCACAGUAUCUUUCAGAUACAGAUACAUUCGUGGGUUUUGAUCCCCUGCAACAUGGAGCUAUCGCUGUCGCAAAAAGAAACGGAGAUCCGGCCCAACACCAUUCCAGACCUCAAAGUCGAUGCGACAUUUCGCAAGGUGGCGAAAAAUGCCAUAACCUUUGCUCUCUGGAAAAUAGACGAAGAUCGCCUGGAGGCAGUCCCUCGAUCGCAGUAUGGAACCUUUUAUGACAACUGCGCAUACAUUAUCUACGCAGCGAGUUUGCCCGGUCAUUAUGCCAAUCACGAGACCAUCACACGCGAACAGAAGCCGAAUGUGGUGUUGGAGCGAUAUAUCCACUACUGGUUGGGCAAGAGUGUCAGUGAGCAGAACCGCUCCAAUGUGGUGCACAAAAUCCAGGAGCUGGACUCGUAUCUGGGAAAUGUGUCUUCUAUUUAUCGAGAGACCCAGAAUCUGGAAAGUGCGAGGUUUCUUUCAUACUUCAAGAAGGGUUACGACGUUCGUUCAGGAGCCCUGCUAAAUGCUCCUAAGAGGCCACGCCUCUUUCAACUGCGCGCCCGCAAAUGGCUACGAUCCAUUGAGCUGGCCACCAUCGAUUGGACUCACUUCAACUCGGACUACAUAAUGGUCCUGCAAACGGACACCCUGAUCUUUGUGUGGAUAGGACGCUCCAGUUCGGGAAUCGAGCGACGAAGUGCCCUGGCUUGGGUUCAAAAGCACUGCAGUGGCUCCGCCAUCACCAUAGUGGAUGAUGGCUACGAACAGGCCAUGUCCCACGAAACUAAAGAGCUGUGGAAUUCCCUGCUUCCGCUCCAGAAACGGAUGGUCUGCCAGGCCAGUCAGUUGGUCACCGAAUACGCCGACUACAAUAGCAAUAAAUUCCGCAUCUACAAGUGUAAUCAGCGAGGAAGGUUGCAUCUGGAUCAACUGGACGUGGGCAUGCCGGCCAAGGAUGAUCUGAGCGAUGCCCAUGGAGUGUAUCUACUGGAUAACUAUGGCCAGAGCAUUUGGCUGUGGGUUGGAGCCCAAGCCCCUCAGGCAGAUGCACUUUCUGCCAUGGGAAAUGGACGGGCUUUUGUCAAAAAGAAGAAGUAUCCGGAUAGCACCCUGGUAGUGCGUGUUCUCGAAGGUCACGAGCCGGUGGAGUUUAAGCGACUCUUCGCCAACUGGUUGAAUGUUUGGCAGGAGAACGCUAGAGGUCACAAGCCAGUGUCCACAAAGUUCGGCAAGCUGGAUGCCCACUCCCUCUGCGAGCGCCCCAAAAUGGCAGCGGACACACAGCUCGUGGACGAUGGCAGGGGUGAAAGGAUACUGUACCGCAUCUGGGGAGAUCAGGUGCAGGAGAUGCCCGUCUCCAAGACGGUGGUCUUCACCACCAAUGCCAGCUACGUGGUUAAGUACACUGUGCAGUGUGCCACUGUUGUGCCCGCGGAUUUGGCCUCUGUGGGCAUUGAAACGAUCAUCUACCAAUGGAAUGGCUCGGAGGCCUCUGCGGAAUCGAUUUCCCGUGCCGACAAGUUUGCCAAGGCCAGUUUUGAUGCCCUCAAGAAGCCCGGGAUGUUCGUGCAGCUCUACGAGUUCGACGAGCCGCCACACUUCCUUCAGAUCUUCGAGGGAAAGUUGAUCAUUAUGCGGGGCCAGCGCAGCGAGAUGCUUUACAACGGGAGCGUUAAUGGAGGCAAUGUCUUGUCGGACACUUUUCUGCUGAAGGUCUACGGCGAUGCCAGCUACAAUGCGAAGGCUGUGGAGGAGACGCCACUGUCGUCGAUUAGCUCCAAAGAUUGCUAUGUGAUCAAGACGAGUCACGUUUGGGUGUGGUGUGGUCAGAGUAGCACGGGAGAUGCCCGCGAGAUGGCCAAGUCGGUGGGAGCGCUUCUGGGAGAGAGCUCGCUGGUGCUGGAGGGCAAGGAGAGCAAGGAGUUCUGGCAAUCGGUGGCCAUGUACUUCAAUCAAACUCUCGUGAUCAACGGCAAUGGGAACUCCUGUUCCAGCAGCACCAGCAGCAGCAGUGGUGCCGGCAGCAUGUGCAACGGCAGCUCCAACGGUGGCAACAUAUCACCCACCCUCAGCAAUAAUUGCUAUCUGAACACCAGUGUUCCCAGUAAACCGAGACCCCCGGUCCAACUUUUUAUGGUCUGGUGGCAACAGAGUUCGCUGAGGUAUGAGGAAAUUCUCGGCUUCGAUCAGCAGGAUCUCAGCUCGGAUUGCACAUAUAUUCUGGACACUGGUACCCUCACCUACGUCUGGCUGGGAUCGCAGGCCUUGAACCAGGAGCGCUACACGGCCAUUGCCCAGAGUUAUGUGCAGAACGCUCCAUUCGGACGCAGAUCGGCUACUGCAUUGGCCGUAGUCAGGCAAUUCCAGGAACCGAACGUCUUCAAGGGAUUCUUCGAGUCCUGGCAGAACGAUUACGGCAAGAACUUUUUGUCCUACGAGGCAAUGCGCAAGGAUCUGGGGAACGCUGUUCCCACCACCUGUAGCCUUGCAAAUGAUGGGUCACCUUUGCUGCUGAACAAUAAACAGAAGGGCUUUGAUGGCCACAAAAAGUAUCCACUGACAGUUCUCAUCCAGGAGAUGGACAUGCUGCCACCAGAAAUUAAUCCGCUGAAGAGAGAGGUUCAUCUGACCCACGAUGACUUUGUCUCGGUUUUUAAAAUGUCAUUUUACGAAUUCGACGAGCUGCCCAAAUGGAAGAAAAUGGAGCUGAAAAAACAGUUUAAACUGUUUUGAGCUUUGCAACUUGUUAAAAUGCGUAUAACGAAUGCGCAGUGUAUAUAAUCCUCACUUUUAAUGAAUACUAUGAAGAUGUAGUAGCUGUUGAAGCAAUUUAUAUUAAUUAUACACACUACGUAGAUGUAAUAAAGCGAAAACAUGAAACUUUUA